GCAUUCGAACAGGAGACAAUAUAUAACAGGGAAGUGAAAAACAGGAGUCUAAAUGGGCAUUUGCAUAGAGCAGUUGUGAGGAAAGCACUCUAUAAACCUUUGAGUGCUCUAGAAAUAGCAUUUGUUGCAGUUAUUACUGUUAAUAAUUGUUAUUAUGAUUUCUUUCCAAGUAACGGAGAGGUGGGAUAGGACUGUGGCCUAGUGGGUAGAGUGCUAGACUUGGGAGUGAGGAAGAUUUGAAUUCAGAUCCUGCCCCAACAGUUACUGUUUAACCCCACGCACGACCUUUCUUUGCCUCAGUUUCCUUGUUUGUAAAAAAGGGGAGAAUAAUGAUGUUGGUCUGUCCCUCACAGGGUCGACGUGGGGCUCAAAGGAGCUGAUCUGUCCAAAGCACUUUGCAGACCUGCCAGAAACAGCCCUGAGCAGGUGAGAUGGCCGAGGAAUGCUACACAGAGCUGGAACAGGCAAUCCAAGUCCUGGUGGUCAACUUCUACAAAUACGUAUCCAAGCACAGUCUGGUUCGGAACAAGAUCAGCAAAAGCAGUUUCCGAAAAAUGCUGCAGAAAGAACUCAACCACAUGCUGACAGACACCAGCAACAGGAAGGCAGCUGACAAGCUCAUUCAGAACCUGGAUGCCAACCAUGACGGGCGCAUCAGCUUUGAUGAAUAUUGGACCUUGAUAGGUGGGAUCACCUGCCCAAUCGCCAACCUCAUACGCCAGCAGGAGCAGCAAAGCAGUGGCUAGCAGCCCUUCUUUCUCCUCCGGAACCUCUCCUUCCCCUCCCUGUCAAACUGCGGCCUUCUGGCCUUGAACUUCAUCCUUUAGGCUCCAGCCUUCUUCCAGGCCCUGCUCUUUCUCACCUUUUCCUUCUCCCCAUGGACUGCUCUUCCCAUCUCUAAUGAACUGGGGGAGGGUGAGAUAUCGGGGACCCCCGUGGGGCGUCUCAGGGUCCCUUCCCCUUUGCCCCCUGUCCACCUCCUCCCCUCCUUUCCCUAGUCUUCUUGAGCUGAAGCAGUCUCUGGGGCUUGUCCUCUGGCAUCGCCCUGGGUUGGGAGGCUUUGAUGACUUGUGGCAUCUUGGGUGCCAGCAGCAUCAACUCAUUCUCAAACCCUCUGUCCCUAGUGAAGUAGGGACAAAAAACAAAACAAAACCUGGCUGGGGGGGGGGGGAACUCUCUGUCCCAUGGUCUAUUAAGGACCCUAGCAAGGGCUCCUGUCUCACCCCCUUUCCCCUUCCAUUCUGCAAUAAAAGCUGGAUUUGGAGUCUAAACCCCUUCUCACCCUGGUACGCUUGUGUCACUCAUUAAAUCUCCUUACUUCCUCUUG
Molecule: messenger RNA, 1327 nt
Organism: Gracilinanus agilis (Agile Gracile Mouse Opossum)
Lineage: Eukaryota; Metazoa; Chordata; Mammalia; Didelphimorphia; Didelphidae
Gene: S100A16
Product: S100 calcium binding protein A16
Exons: 3
Coding region: 432-746 (104 amino acids)
Cellular component (GO): nucleus; perinuclear region of cytoplasm
Molecular function (GO): calcium ion binding
Source: RefSeq, a predicted model, not a curated record